Molecule: messenger RNA, 2483 nt
Organism: Scaptodrosophila lebanonensis
Lineage: Eukaryota; Metazoa; Arthropoda; Insecta; Diptera; Drosophilidae
Product: monocarboxylate transporter 14-like
Exons: 1
Coding region: 122-2320 (732 amino acids)
Biological process (GO): transmembrane transport; monocarboxylic acid transport
Molecular function (GO): monocarboxylic acid transmembrane transporter activity
Source: RefSeq, a predicted model, not a curated record
GAGUUUUAACAGACAGUUUCAAUUAAAAGUUAUUUAUAAAUAUUGAAGAAAUACAAAAGUAUUCCCUUGAAAUUAUAACUUUUGUGAAGUGCAACGAAUUUGACGUUCCACUGCAUUCGAAAUGGCCAAGUUAACCAGCAGUAAGAGCAACAACAAUAUUGCUGCCACAGCCGACAACAACAAUAAUCAAGGCGACAACAAUCAAGAGCAGAGUGGCAGCGUCGUCAAUCGAGUGCCCAGUCAAAAAUAUGACACACUGCCACCAAAUAAAUUAGCCCAGCCCGAUCUAUUCCCAGAGAUAACAUUCUCCCAUCUAUCGAUCGAGAAUCUGCACUACGGCACUCCCAAUCGAUUCGUCCGGAAUAGCACAAAAAACUGCCUGACGAGCAGCGACAGCGGGCAGCAACAAUUAAUGAGAUCGGAUGAUGCCACGGAUUCGAUUUCGAUGAAAAAUACAUUUCCGAAGGCGCCCGAUGGCGGAUAUGGUUGGGUCGUGGUGUUCGCCUCAUUGGUGAUCUCCUUUAUUGCUGAUGGCCUGUCUUUCUCCUAUGGUCUGAUAAACACAGAGCUUUUACACUAUUUUGGCGAGUCCCCAUCGAAGACAGCCUGGAUUGGUUCGCUAUUCUUUUCGGUACCCCUGCUCAUGGGUCCCGUCUGGUCCAAUCUGGUGGAUAAGUAUGGUUGUCGCAAGAUGACCAUCUUUGGCGGUGUGGUGUCCGUCUUUGGAUUAGCACUCUCGUCUAUUUGCAACUCCAUUGAAAUGCUUAUGAUGACAUUUGGCUUAAUCUCCGGCUUGGGCCUGGGCAUUGGCUAUGUGACGGCUGUCGUCUCCAUAUCCUUUUGGUUCGACAAGAAGCGCACCUUUGCCACUGGCAUUGGCGCCUCUGGCACCGGCAUCGGUACCUUUGUGUAUGCGCCCCUGACGCAGUACCUCAUCGAUGCAUAUGGCUGGCGAGGCGCCACACUCAUAAUUGGUGCUACGACGUUUAAUAUGUGCGUUUGUGGCGCCCUGAUGCGUGAUCCGAACUGGCUCAUCGAAGAAAAUCGCCGAAAGAAAACAAAAUGCGGAGUGAGUGUUACGAAAAGCACUUUACUGGAAAGCUUACUAACUACGGCUAACCAACAAGAGGUGGCUUCGCUGGGCUUGAGCCCUAAACUCUACCACAGCGAGAUCUGGCUGCAUGACCCUAAGAAUCAACAAAGUGUGGGCUUUAAAGCAUCGUCGAAUACAAAUCUGUCAUCUAUAUCAUCGACAUCACUAUUUUGGGAAAUCCCAAGGAGUCAUUCCAACUCACUGCCACCACGUGUGGGCGCUUCUGUGGAAAGCUACUUCACCCAGGCGCACAGAGAGGGAAAGCAGUUCCUUAGAUCCAACCAUAUAUUCCAUUCUCAUAAGGAGGUCAGCCACUUGCGCUGCAAUGCGUUAGACAUAUCCAAUAAAGAAGAGACUUUUUUGCUGCUAGGAGGUUCUACCUUGAUUCGCAUCCCUGAGCUGGUUUGGAAGUCUAGGAGUAACGCAAAUCGCUCCAAGCUGAGGCACGCCAUUUCAACAAAUAGCUCCAACUUGCAUCCUCAACCUCGCAACUGCCUUCGCACCUCCUCUUGUCCAAACAUCUACCACAAGUCAACGAUCGGCACAGAUAAACCUAAGUUAGAUGAUAGUACCUACUGGUAUUAUGGUCUCAUGGACACCAUCAAAUCUAUUUUUGAUUUCUCGCUCUUUUUGGAUCUGAAAUUUGCGCUCUUCAGUUUAUCGACCUUGCUCUUGUAUACCUGGUUCAUUAUACCCUAUCUUUACUUGCCCGAGUACAUGAAGCAGCACGGCUAUGAGGUCAGUGUGAGUGCGGCUAUGAUUUCGGCCAUCGGCAUCGCCCAGACCAUAGGCAUGAUUGGCUUGGGCUACUUGGGCGAUCUCUCUUGGAUGAACAUCAACAUAUGCUACUCCUUGUGCAUGCUCGGCUGUGGUCUUUCUGUAUUCCUCAUGCCGAUCUUGCUGACCAACUAUAGUGGCCUAAUGGCCAUGUGCAUCCUAUUUGGAUUCACCUUUGCCAGUUCCAUUUCCUUUACACCCAGCAUUCUGGUCAUUAUUGUUGAUCUGGAGGACUUCACCUGUGCCUAUGGAUUAAUACUCCUGGUGCAAGGCGUUGGAAUGAUUACUGGGCCACCCGCAGCAGGCGCCAUUUAUGAGUAUACGCUCAGGUGGGAUGACUCCUUCUACUGUGCGGGCAUAUUUAUAGCCCUGUCUGGAGUCUGUUCGUAUAUAAUUGAGUUUUGUGGAAGUAAGAGAGCUAAGAUGAAGAAAGCUAAGCCGAUGCAUUAGAUCGUUACAAAAACAAAGCCUGCAUAGAUAUUGUUGUAGUGGGAAAGUUUUUAAUCAAAUUCUAUCUAAUCGCUGCACUUGAUUUUAGUUUAUAAUUAUUUAUAUAACUACAAAAAUGUGGAAUAAGAUUGGAUUAAUAACUAUUAUAUGAAAACGAAAAGUU